Messenger RNA from Scleropages formosus (Asian bonytongue), 1002 nucleotides. RefSeq names its product angiopoietin like 8 (gene angptl8). Gene Ontology annotation, biological process: regulation of lipid metabolic process; triglyceride homeostasis. NCBI's taxonomy places the organism in Eukaryota, Metazoa, Chordata, Actinopteri, Osteoglossiformes, Osteoglossidae. Bases 181 to 801 code for a protein of 206 amino acids. The record is from RefSeq and is a predicted model, not a curated record. The transcript has 3 exons.
CCCAGCGCAAGAGACACACACACACAAAAAGGAAUCGGACCCGUGAGAGAGACAGCUAAAUUCUUAGAGGAAGAAUUAAAGUUAAAAGUAUCACACGUGGACUGAUCUUUUUUUUGGAUCUUCAGUUACAAGAAGAGAAAGGAAGACUGUGGUUGGACAGUGUGACCUCUGACCCCGAGGAUGAAGGGAGUCCUACAUUUGGUGUGCAUGGCCGUGUGGGUGAGCAGGGUGGCCAGCGCAUCCACAGAUUUUGGGCCGGAGGCGCAAGAGAAGCUCGCCUCUGUGGAUGACGUCAACGUGCUUAUGUAUGGCGUGCUGCAGUUCAGCGAGGUCCUCCACAACACCUACGAAAACACGGGAGGUAAAGUUGACCGUAUUGCUACCGCCCUGCAUCACCAGGAGGGGGAGCUGGCACAACUCCAGAAGGAAGCCAAGGAAGCCUCACACACAGAGGAGCUCAUCAGAGACUCCUUGGACGAGCUGCAGACUCAGAUGGCCGGACUGCAGUCGCAGGCCAUACAGCUGAGCGGAGCCCUGAGCAAAGCGGAACAGGAGGAGGCAGAGCUACAGGAUCAGGUGACCACUCUGGAGACACACCUCCAGAGAACAGCUCCUGGAAAGAUCAGAGCCUUGAAGGAGCAAGCUCUGCAGAACUCCGGUGCUUUGAACAUUCUGAUGAAAUGGAUCCGGGACCAGAACCAAACUCUGGAGGAGCAGAACCAACAUCUGACUAAACUACAGGGAAUGAUGCACAAGAGCACCCCCAGAACAGAGUCCAGUCCACAGCCCCAGAACAAAUGAGACCUCUCAUGUGAAGUCAUGGACAGCACGUUUACUCACUCACUCACUCGCACCGGGUGCAGUCAGCCCUACGACUCACUAAAUUACAUUCUCUGUAACCUCCAUACUCUAAAUUCCAAGAUGUGCUGUGUUUGUAAAGACCUCCUGUUCUGGCUUCUGGACAUAGCAAUAAAAGCGCCAACACCGAGUGCACCUACUGUG